UUUCGAAACCAUCCUGAAUCCUUUCUUCAAAAAUGUCUCUUCUUCUCCAUCUCAAUUUAAUCACCGUACUGCUAUCUCUUACAGUCCCGUUCGUCGCUUCAUUAUCCUUCAAGUAUGACAGCUUCAGUUAUAAAAAUGAUGAUGGCAUGGUUUAUGAGAGAGAUUGCGCUGUCCGAUAUGAUCGUAUCAUUCAACUAGUACAAAGUCAGGUUAACGUUGGUCGAGCUUUUUAUAAUAAAAGCUUGCCGCUUUGGGACAAAACGACGGGAGGACUCGCAGACUUCACCACCCAUUUCUCUUUUGUUAUCGAUUCUGAUAACAGUUCUUCGUACGGAGACGGGAUGGCAUUCUUCCUUGCGCCUGAAAAUUCAACAAUUCUGACUGUUAGUGGUGGAGGCUCUUUUGGCCUUACGAAAGACGACGAGCCCUUAAAAUCAAUAUCCAAUCCGUUUGUUGCAGUGGAGUUUGAUAUUUUUCACAACGAGUGGGAUCCGCCUGGUGGUGAGCAUGUGGGUAUUGAUAUCAGCUCCAUGUUCUCAGAGAAAACAAUUCCAUGGUGGAGUACAAGUAACAUCAAGGGUGGAGUGAAAAAUGAAGCAUGGAUCAGUUACAAUUCAAGUACACAAAACCUGAGUGUAGCCUUCACUGGCUUUAGAAAUAACGUCACAGUGAUGCAGUACCUUGAUUAUAAAAUAGAUUUGAGGGAGUUUUUACCUGAUUCGGUCAAAUUUGGCUUCUCAGCAGCAACCGGAAGCACAUUUGCAAAGUUUAGCGUUUACACUUGGGAAUUCAAUUCAACCUUUGAAGCUGCAAAUCCUUUCGUCGAGAGAAAAAGAAGAGAAAGAAAAAUUACAACAGAGCUUGCAGUGGGACUGAGUAUUGGUGGAGUUGUUUUGGUUGGAGGGUUAGUUUUUCUUUGGCUUGUUUCCAUGCGUAGGAAGAGAUACAACCAAGAUGAUGAAGAUAAACAAUUGUUCAGCGGGUAUAUGGAUGAUGAUUUUGAAAAGGGAACGGGACCCAAGAGGUUUCCGUACAAGGAAUUGGCUCAGGCAACAGAUAAUUUCAACGACCAACACAAGUUAGGAGAAGGAGGCUUCGGUGGGGUUUAUAAAGGAUUCUUGAGGGAAUCGAAUUCUUAUAUUGCAGUGAAGAGAAUUUCAAAAGGGUCUAAACAAGGUGUAAAGGAGUAUGCAUCAGAAGUUAAAAUUAUUAGCAGACUGAGGCAUAAGAAUUUGGUGCAACUUCUUGGUUGGUGCCAUGAGAGAAAGGAACUCCUGCUUGUUUAUGAAUUUAUGCCUAAUGGUAGCUUAGAUUCUCAUCUUUUUAAAGAAAACAGUUUAUUGACAUGGGAAAUGAGGUAUAAAAUUGCUCAAGACUUGGCCUCAGGAUUGCUGUAUUUACAUGAAGAAUGGGAACAAUGUGUUGUGCAUAGAGAUAUAAAAUCAAGCAACGUUAUGUUGGACUCAAAUUUCAAUGCUAAGAUUGGAGAUUUCGGAUUAGCUAGGCUUGUGGAGCAUUCAAAAGGGUCACAAACCACACUUUUGGCAGGAACAAUGGGCUACAUAGCUCCUGAAUGUGUCAUCACAGGCAAAGCUAGCAAAGAAUCAGAUGUAUACAGCUUCGGAGUUGUUGCUUUGGAAUUGGCUUGUGGGAGGAAACCAAUCAAACCAAUGGCAAAAGAAGGUGAGGUCUAUAUGGUACAGUGGGUUUGGGCGUUCUACGGAAGUGGAAAACUCCUGGAAGCAGCUGAUCCAAGACUAAGUGAAGAUUUUGAUAAGCAACAAAUGCAAAUAUUGAUGAUAGUUGGGCUGUGGUGUGCUCAGCCAGAUGAAAAUCUCCGGCCUUCGAUUAGGCAGGCCAUUCAUGUGCUUAAUUCUGAAGCUCCAUUGCCUGUUCUCCCACCCAACAUGCCUGUGCCAACAUAUCUAGCAGCUUCAGGGAACAUCCCCAUAUCUGCAUUUUCGAAUUCGUAUGAGGCAAGUAUUUCUGAAGGAGGUCAAAACCUGACCCAGUCUUCUGCUUUUAAUUCAAACUACCACUCCAACUCCUCACAGUCAACAGCAUUUUCCGGUUAAAUUUUGUUGUACAUCUGUUUCUUUUCUUUUUUGAAUGAGCAAUAUUAACGUUACCAUCAAUUUGUUCUAUGGCUUUCA
This is a messenger RNA of Mangifera indica (mango), 2153 nucleotides long. RefSeq names its product L-type lectin-domain containing receptor kinase IX.1-like. The record is from RefSeq and is a predicted model, not a curated record. Gene Ontology annotation, molecular function: ATP binding; carbohydrate binding; protein kinase activity. The coding region runs from base 33 to 2075 and encodes 680 amino acids. The transcript has a single exon. NCBI's taxonomy places the organism in Eukaryota, Viridiplantae, Streptophyta, Magnoliopsida, Sapindales, Anacardiaceae. Gene Ontology annotation, biological process: protein phosphorylation. Gene Ontology annotation, cellular component: plasma membrane.